GGCAGCACACAGCAGAGCAGCGGAGAAACGUAUGCAACGCAGAUGUCGAAAACCACCAUGACCUCUGAGGCAGCUGAGCGGGGUGGACAGGGAACGUGUCUGCUGGGAGAUCAGCACGUUCACAGAGACGAGGUGAGACAGAUCAUCCGGGAGUGUCAGGAGGAAAGCUUCUGGUACCGAGCUCUUCCUCUGUCUUUGGGCAGCAUGGCCAUCACCGGAGCUCUCCUCUACAAUGGUGUCCUGCAUCCCUCUAAGAGGUUCGGACCCCUCCCGAAGCUUGCAGUGGCUGGCAUCCUUGGUUACAUACUAGGAAAGGCCUCCUACAUGAGAAUGUGCAGAGACAAGUUCCAGAGGCUUGGGUUCGAGCCUUUUGGCCCCGGGUUCAGCCCAAGAUUCAGGAGGGGCUUCCACCCGGAACACAAGAGGCAGUGUCACCACGUGUGUAAGGAGUGUGAAAAGAACCAGGCACCCCCAACUCCAGAGAGAGAACAGAGCUGAAGAGCAUGUAUCAGAUGCAGCUAUGACCACAAAGGACUUGUUGUGCACAGGUGUUUUUGUGGUGCUCACAAAAAGUUUACCCCAGAUAAUACAAAUAAACUUUUCCACUUUAUCUAUCCUGUCUGAUUUGUCAUUUUCCAUCCAUGAUCCAGUCCCUUUAACAAAGGAAAAGC
Messenger RNA from Megalops cyprinoides (Indo-Pacific tarpon), 671 nucleotides. RefSeq names its product OCIA domain containing 2 (gene ociad2). The transcript has 7 exons. The record is from RefSeq and is a predicted model, not a curated record. Gene Ontology annotation, cellular component: mitochondrial inner membrane. The coding region runs from base 43 to 498 and encodes 151 amino acids. Lineage: Eukaryota; Metazoa; Chordata; Actinopteri; Elopiformes; Megalopidae.